This is a messenger RNA of Larimichthys crocea (large yellow croaker), 2909 nucleotides long. RefSeq names its product lysine (K)-specific demethylase 8 (gene kdm8). The record is from RefSeq and is a predicted model, not a curated record. The coding region runs from base 136 to 1368 and encodes 410 amino acids. Lineage: Eukaryota; Metazoa; Chordata; Actinopteri; Sciaenidae. The transcript has 9 exons. Gene Ontology annotation, cellular component: nucleus. Gene Ontology annotation, molecular function: histone H3K36 demethylase activity.
UGGCAUCAUUGACAAACAGGCAGUCAUGUGGAAUAGCUGCAUGUCCAGGUGCUGUCCACUGUCUCCUGGUCAAACUAAAGGUUGGACCGAUGCUGUGAACGUCUCAAUAACAGCAUAAAUAAAGACCUUUCAUCAAUGGCCAUGCUGUGGUCAAGGAUCUCUGCUGCUCUGCCUCUUAAUGAGGAACAGUUUCCACUGCAGUUCAAUGACAAAGUGGAAUCAAGUGUUCUGGAAAUGUUGAAGCGAUCCAGGCACCAGCUGUACAGCGACACUACGAGCGCCAGCCGAAUGCUUAACGCUCAGAUCGUUUUGGAUUUUUCGUGGGAGAAACUCAACACGGGAACCUGGCGCCACGUGGACAAAGAGUGGAGACGCGUUUAUUCUUACGGCUGCCUGUUCAAAGUGGCCGCCCUGUGUCGGGAAGAGCCGUCAGCAGAUGAGGUCUUGCAAGCUUUAAAGACUUGUGACAUGGGUUUACUCAUGGGUGCAGCCAUCAUGGAUAAUAUACUUCAGGUUAUUGUUCAGAUUCUGCAGAGUGAAGUCAGGGAAUCCACUAAAGAGGAAGAUGAAAGUGAACAUGCUCAGGUCAAGAGAAUAAAGAUCGAGUGCCCACAUGUUCCUGUCAUCAAAGAAGAGUUGGCAGUUCCCAGGAUAAAGUGUCCCUCGCUGGAGAGCUUCAACACAAAUUACCUACUCCCCCUCAAACCAGUGAUUUUAGAAGGAAUCAUUGACCACUGGCCCGCCCUCAACGAACAUCCCUGGAGCAUAGAAUACUUAAGAUCCGUGGCUGGUUGUCGGACUGUUCCCGUUGAGGUGGGAACGAGGUACACAGACGAGGAAUGGUCACAAACACUGCUUACGGUCAAUGGAUUUAUUGAUCGAUACAUUUUAAAUAAAGUCAAAAUCAACCAGGACGGAGCAGCUGUGGGUUACCUCGCACAACAUCAGCUUUUUGAUCAGAUACCAGAGCUGAAGGAAGACAUCCGCCUCCCUGAUUAUUGCUGCCUUGGCGAUGGAGACGAAGAUGAUAUUACUGUAAAUGCGUGGUUUGGGCCUGGAGGUACAGUGUCUCCUCUUCACCAAGACCCUCAGCAGAACUUCCUGGCUCAGGUGAUGGGAAGCAAAUACAUCCGCCUAUAUUCCCCAGAGGACACAGACAAGCUGUACCCUCAUCAAUCCCAGCUCCUUCACAAUACCAGUCAGGUUGAGGUGGAGAAUCCAGACACAGAGCGGUUCCCGGAGUUUGCCAAGGCUCCAUAUCUUGAAUGUGUGUUACAACCUGGCGAAGUGCUCUUCAUCCCUGUCCAACACUGGCAUUAUAUCCGAUCCUUAGAGCUCAGUUUCUCUGUCAGCUUCUGGUGGUCAUAACUGCAGAUUAAUAAUAAAAAAAUAUAUUUUUGUAGAGAAAAAUUUGAGUUUUUAAACAAAGGCAAAUUCUUACAAAUCUAAGGACAGAUCACAGAAACCUUUGAUUCAUGAACAAUGAACACACUCUGCUGAGUGAUUAGAUUAAUUGCGCUGCUGAUGAUUGCAACAACAGCUAUUGUGUAGAAAGCCAGCGGCAGGAAGAAAGAACAAAUAAAUGAGCAGUUACGACUGUUUGUGUUCAUUUCAACCUGCAUAUAAUUUACAGAGGGUUGUUAGUCAUCUAAUUUGAUGGGAUAUGUUUCUCUUUUCAAAUUGGCUUAUUUAAUUGUGUUCUCAACCUUAUUCCUACAAAUAUCCUCAGAUGUGUGAUUUCCAUAAUUCAUGGAAAUGAGGCAAGUCUUCAAAUUUAAUAAGCGAGUGAGCCACAGGUACAGAAAUGCCGUAAUAAACACGAAUCUCUGGUUAAACUGACAGUCUGAGGCAACCAAGCAGGUCACCGAUGAAAAUUAAUAAAUUAAAUGAAUUAAUCUCCUGGGCACAGACAGACUUUCAAAUUAAAAACGUCUCAUUGGUUAAGUACCGACAGUAUGACUCUUGUUUGAGCACCAAAAACACAACACCUGACUACAAAGACAGCAGCACUUCAUUUCAGAGACCAGACCUCUGACAAGCUCCGGUCGUGUAUCCCGUAGGUCCAUUUCCAUCAAGUCCUCUAAUUAGAACCAUGAAGUAUGUGUGGAUGUGACAGAAUGAAGUAGAUCAACACUGAUGUACACAUUUGAUCUGCAUUUCAGCCAAAUUCACACGCAGCUAAAGCAGCGUUGUGGGAAAUCAAGGCUGCACAAGGCAGAAGGUGAAGAGUUGUGUGGGAAUAUUUAUGAAACAGCUCAAGAAAAUGUAAUCAAAUCCACUGUGUGGAAUGCGCUGCAAAUGUAAAACAUUUAUGAAUGAAUUUGAAAUCACUGAUCUCUAAAGGUGACGAGUAUGUGCUCACAAAUGCAUAUUAAAUUAAAUGUAUGUGCGUACCUCGGCUUCCGUAAUAGUGCAGCAGUUAAAUCUGCUUUGUGUUUACUUAUUACGUGUUAUGAUUUCCAAUUGGGAAGCAUUGUUGGAAUAGCUAAUGGCUGCUAUGUUAGACAUGCCAGUGUUCAGUUAAUAGACUUAUCCAAGCCUAGUUACUUUCCUUACAAGGUUAUCUUUCUAAACCAAUAAUAUGAACCCAGCCAGAAUUUAAUUCUGUGAGUAAAUGCUGUAUACUUCACUUAGCCCAUCAGUGCUUUGUUGUUGUCAAGUAAGUGGCACAAUUGACUUAAGAUCACACAAAACUGCUUACUCUCAUUAUAAUGUAAUCAAUACUCAAUUACCAGUGAAGUAAUGUGGGACCUCUGGGCCUAUAACCCUUUCUCUUCCACCUAGACCCUCUCCCCAUGCUCCUGUUUUGAUUAAUGGCUUUAUAGAUUUUUAAAUAAAUCUGGCGAAUCAGGAUUAAAUCCAGGAGAUUUAUCUUGUUUUGUGAUACAAUAAAGUGACUAUUGGAUGUG